GUCAUAUUUGUAGUCUUAAUUCGUAAUGAUUCACGCAUUAACCACGAGACUGUGUGCUUAGUAGUUUGGUGUGCUAGUUUAAUCUAGCAAACGGUGUUUAGGUACUUAUUUUCCCGGAGAUAGUAGUAAUGCAUAAGUUGACGCACAGUCUGGUUUCGCGAUUAAGCACGCGCAACUUUAAACGUGUGUACUCAGCACUUCCUUCUCCGGAAAAACGACAGCCGAAAGCAGCGCAACGAGUAUGGAAAUCUCUUUUCGGUCGUUAUCUUCUGGUUACCAACACCGUCAGCUCCGGACUACUUAUGAUGUUGGGUGAUAUUGUCGCGCAGGAAAUCGAGCAGCGUAACGAUGGUGCGUUGCACAAACCGUACGACUGGAAGCGAAUAGGCUGUAUGACAAUAGUUGGCAUAUCACAAGGUCCGUUACACCACUACCUCUAUAUGUGGAUGGAUCGGGCUCUGCCAGGAGUAGAUAUGAAAACAGUAUUCCGAAAGAUUGGUCUGGAUCAGUUUGUGAUGUCACCGAUCUUCAUUAUCAGUUACCUGUACAGUGCCGGAUUAUUGGAAGGUAACAGCAUGAGACACUGCACCGACGAACUAAAAGCAAAGUAUUGGACCAUUUACGCCGCUGAUUGGUUGAUAUGGCCACCAACACAGUUCAUCAACUUUUAUCUUCUUGGUCCGCAAUAUCGUGUACUCUAUAUUAAUGCAAUCACUAUGUUGUACAAUAUCUUUCUUUGCUACAUCAAGCACAAUGAUAACCUUACAUUAACAUUUGGAGACUAGAGAAUCUGAAAGUUCGGUUCAUAAUCUCAAACAAACACAUUGUUU
Molecule: messenger RNA, 830 nt
Organism: Sabethes cyaneus
Lineage: Eukaryota; Metazoa; Arthropoda; Insecta; Diptera; Culicidae
Product: mpv17-like protein 2
Exons: 2
Coding region: 129-785 (218 amino acids)
Biological process (GO): mitochondrial ribosome assembly
Cellular component (GO): membrane; cytoplasm
Source: RefSeq, a predicted model, not a curated record